AUGUCAUCUUUUGGACUAAUCAGUGUCAAUUUCAUUCCUGGACACUUCUUACUGGAGAGAUCAUUCUUAUUUACCGUGGUAACUGCAGUUUUACCACCAAAGGUAGCUGAAGCAGCUGGUGCCUCUGCCAUCCUUAUCAUCAACAACAACACAAAUCUUUUCAAGAUGGUAUGUGAGAAGGGUGAAGACGUUUUAGAUAUCAGUAUUCAUGUCGUUAUGCUCCCACUUGAUGCUCUUUCAAGUCUCAGAAAAUUUGAUGACGCUAACGACACAGUUACUUUACAGCUCUACUCACCGAAACGUCCUGCAGUUGAUGUAGCUGAGGUCUUUCUCUGGCUUAUGGCUGUUGGUACCAUUCUUUGUGUUUCUUAUUGGUCUGCCUGGACCGCUAGGGAAGAAGUCAUUGAGCAAGACAAGCAGGACGGAUCAGAUGAACAUUUGCUGGUAUCAACCACAAGCUCUAGAAGUGUUGUUGACAUCACCGUGAUAUCAACAAUUUUGUUUGUGGUGAUUUAA
Eruca vesicaria subsp. sativa (arugula) is the source of this 516-nucleotide messenger RNA. NCBI's taxonomy places the organism in Eukaryota, Viridiplantae, Streptophyta, Magnoliopsida, Brassicales, Brassicaceae. The record is from the annotation of a GenBank genome assembly.